Messenger RNA from Nyctereutes procyonoides (raccoon dog), 771 nucleotides. It is a transcript of the gene WFDC8, whose product is annotated as WAP four-disulfide core domain 8. Gene Ontology annotation, molecular function: serine-type endopeptidase inhibitor activity. Lineage: Eukaryota; Metazoa; Chordata; Mammalia; Carnivora; Canidae. The transcript is spliced from 6 exons. Bases 1 to 771 code for a protein of 256 amino acids. Gene Ontology annotation, cellular component: extracellular region. The record is from RefSeq and is a predicted model, not a curated record.
AUGCCAUGCCACUUCAUGAAUAAGCUUCACCUGAUUUCAUCUAAUCCUUACAGUGACACCAAAGUUGCCAGGAACCUUCCUCUCCACAGUUCGACCUUCUCCUGGAGGAAUAUAGCACUCCUGCUGCUUCUCUCUAUCUCUUUGGAGGAGACCACUUCUUCGCCAGUCAAAAUAGAGAUACGGAAACCGGGAGUAUGCCCCAAAGACAGGGUCAUCUGUGAGACUAAAGUUCUAGACUUCUGCUUAAGUGAUUUGCACUGCCAGAAUUACAUGAAGUGCUGCUCAUUCGCCUGUGGGAAGAAGUGUAUGGAUCCAUUCCAAGAACCCUGCAUGCUACCCUCAGACCAAGGAAGCUGUAACAUUGGGAUCUCGCGCUGGUAUUUUGACUUUAAACAUCAGAUAUGCAAACCGUUUAAAUAUGGAGGCUGCUAUGGGAAUGCCAACAACUUCAACAGCAGAGGAAACUGCAGAGUGGCUUGCUCAUCAGUUGUCAAGACUGGACAGUGCCCACUCUUCCCCUUCAAGAACCGUAUGGAGUGUCCAGCUUCCUGUAAGGGUGACAUGGAUUGCCCCAACAGUGACAAAUGUUGUGAAUCCAUGUGUGGCUUUGUUUGUACCAAGGCCUGGACAGUCAAAUCAGGUUUCUGCCCACGCAAGCCCCUGAUGUGUUCCAAGAUUGAGAGACCCAAGUGCCUGCAGGAUCGUGAUUGCCCAGUAUCCCAGAAGUGCUGUUCACAUUGUGGACUGAAGUGCCUGGAAUCUCAAAAAUGA